Messenger RNA from Xenopus tropicalis (tropical clawed frog), 1203 nucleotides. Lineage: Eukaryota; Metazoa; Chordata; Amphibia; Anura; Pipidae. The record is from RefSeq and is a predicted model, not a curated record.
GAUUGGCCGUCCCCCACAUAAAGCAUUGGGCAGGGGGCUCAGAUUUAGUAAGGGCUGUGUAGAGUAAGAGAAGGAAAGACCUAUGGAGCUAAUGGGGGAGUCAAAGUUGGUUAUGGACAUACUGGAUGAUGGCCUGGAUCUCUUCUCCUCUUUCUUUCCCCCACUCUCUCCUCCUUCUGAUCCAGAGAUUCCGCUCCUCCCUUCUUUCUCAGCACCUCCAAAGCACUUGAGCCUCUCAUCCCUUCGCUACAAGACAGAACUGUGCACCAGAUAUGCAGAGAGUGGAUUCUGUGCCUACAGGAAUCGCUGCCAGUUUGCCCAUGGUCUAAGUGAGCUCAGGCCUCCAGUUCAGCACCCUAAAUACAAGACAGAACUGUGUCGCUCCUUCCACGUCCUUGGUACCUGUAACUAUGGAUUGCGUUGUUUGUUCAUUCACAGCCCACAGGAGAGAAGGGAGCCUCCAGUCUCCCCUGAUGCCCCUGGUCUUCCAACACGCAGGUAUGCUGGCCCCUAUAGGGAGCAAUGCCGCCUCUGGCGCUCACCUGGUGGCUGUCCUUAUGGAGCUCGGUGCCACUUUCAGCAUCCAAAAGGUUUCAGAGAGGCUUGCCGUCACUUUGCUGCUCAUGGAGACUGUCCAUAUGGAGCCCGUUGCCACUUCUCUCAUAGCCCUCCCCUUGACAGGUGGGGUUCAGGAACAAAGAACAGCAGUGGGUCCCUCUCACCUUCAGAUCCAGACCCAGAUAGUGACCCUGGCACUCCUGUCCUUUCAGAAUCUCCUGCUAACAAUGCCUUCAGUUUCUCAAAUCUCCUCCUACCUCUUGCCCUGCGUCUGCAGAUUUUGGGAGAUGAGGAAGAAUUGCCAACUGCUACUGACCCACUGCCUGGAGAUGAUGCUGACCUGCUGCCUGGAGACAAAGAAAUUGCCCAGGGUCUACUUUCUGUUCUCGGCUAACUUUUUAUGAAUUACUUUCACAAUGACCCCUCCUCUGGCAUAGGUUUAACAUGCAUAGCAUGUUGCUUUUUUUUAUGUGCCAGCAGUGAGAAGAACACUUUUAUUUACAGCUUUUUAUGGCUCUGCUGUAUAACCUUUAUUUAUUGCUCGCAUAGCUGCAGUUAUAAUAUUUUAAUAUUGGCUUGCUUUUUUCCUAUUGAACAAUAUGGUUUUAUGUUACUAAUUAAAAUUAUGAUUUUUAACUAAAUCUA